AUGCGAUUGCCGGAUAUUUCAUUGCUAGGCUUCGUCAUCGGACUGGUGGUGAACCAGGCGGCCGGCGCUAUUACCGAUCGCUUCAACCUUCCCAGCGGUUCGGGGAGCUGCGCGUCAUAUUCCACCUUGCUCGACGACUAUCUGGUUGAUACCACCACGCUCAUCAAUGGCAUGGUUACCGCCAUGGAUCUCGCCGUCCAGGUAGAGGACAGCGAGGAAAAGAUGGUGGCGCAGAAGUUCUUCAACGCCUACCUUGCCGUACUUUUCCACAAUCAGGAGAACGUUGUCGAUGUGUAUGGUAAUGCUGGAUUCUCAUGGGACACAAUCAAGAGUACUAUUACGCUUCUGAAGGCAUUCGUUGAUACCGGCGAUUAUCCAACUUUCACAAGGCCCCCACACUUGUUCUGUGCUAGCUACGGACAAUGGUUUUCCUGGGAUUCGGCCGUAUUUGACGCCUCCGGCAAAGAGUACAAAGACGCCAACGGGCAGUCUCAAUCCAUAAAAGACAUGUACGCAGAUUCGUAUGAGGCUGACAAAACCCGAAAGCCCUACUGGAUUCCGGCCCUGAAGAACUAUGCAUUCCUCCAAGAUGUAUACGAUGAGGAUAUUUGUGCGACCACAAAGAUGAUCGCAGUUCCUGGUGGAUAUGAGAAGUCCGAACCACUAAACGGAAUGGCAGCGCCGGGCCAUGACAAAAAGACCGUUGUCCAGAAAACUGACGAUGCCGAUACUGCUGCCUCGGCUACCAAGGACGCGAAGGAAGUAUCCGAAUUGAUUCUAUACGAGGCGCUUGCCGACUCUAUCUUGCUAUGUCCCAGGGUCUUAACCACCGCAGAUGAGGAUACCUAUUCCUUGUUAAAAGACGUCCCAUAUGUUAAGCCUGACAGUACGACUAAGCAGCUUUCUCAGCUCUUGCCCCAGAGUGCAAAUCUGUUCCAUGAAUUGAUUCAUGUAGUCACCUUCUGGAGGGAGGAAACAGAGACCACUAGUUCUAAAAGGCUAUUAGGUCGUGCGAGUGACUUUCAAUAUGAUCUAUGGGAAUGCCUUAAGCUCGCAUCCACUCCGACCACUUAUGGGACGGCUCCGAUAAAUGUUGAGAGCUAUACCUACUUUGCCAUGGCAUGGUGGUACUACAGGAACGAUUGGAGCGGGCAAGAACCCGUUGCUUUUUACUAUGGACUUCCCGAAGAGGUAAUCUGGCCUGAGUCCGAGCCCGAGUCAGACGACGAUGGAGGCGGCGGUGACGAUGGAUACGGCGGUGACGACGGAUACGGUGACGACUACGUGGGCUCGGAUGGGGAUGAUGCGUAG
Molecule: messenger RNA, 1311 nt
Organism: Aspergillus heteromorphus CBS 117.55
Lineage: Eukaryota; Fungi; Ascomycota; Eurotiomycetes; Eurotiales; Aspergillaceae
Exons: 3
Coding region: 1-1311 (436 amino acids)
Molecular function (GO): metallopeptidase activity
Source: RefSeq, a predicted model, not a curated record